CGCUUCCUGCAGACUCUUCUACCCCGAGGCCCCCGUUAAGAUUGUGCGCGGCCGCGGCCAGUACCUGUACGACGAGCAGGGCGCGGAGUACCUGGACUGCGUCGGCAACGUGGCGCACGUUGGGCACUGCCACCCUCUCGUGGUCCAAGCUGCACACGAACAGAACCAGGUGCUGAACACGAACAGCCGAUACCUGCAUGAUAACAUCGUGGACUACGCCCAGCGGCUGUCAGAGACCUUGCCAGAGCAGCUCUGUGUAUUUUACUUCCUGAAUUCUGGGUCAGAAGCCAAUGACCUGGCCCUGCGGCUGGCGCGCCAGUACACAGGACACCAGGAUGUGGUGGUGCUGGACCAUGCUUAUCAUGGCCACCUGAGCUCCCUGAUCGACAUCAGUCCCUACAAGUUCCGGGACCUGGACGGCCAGAAGGAGUGGGUCCAUGUGGUGCCUCUCCCAGACGUCUACCGGGGCCCCUACCGGGAAGACCACCCUGACCCAGCUGUGGCCUAUGCCGACGAGGUGAGCCGUGUGGUCAGCAGCGCACAGGAGAAGGGCCGGAAGAUCGCAGCCUUCUUUGCGGAGUCGCUGCCCAGCGUCGCCGGGCAGAUCCUUCCCCCUGUGGGCUACUUCUCCCUCGUGGCACAGCACGUCCGAAGGGCCGGAGCAGUCUUCGUGGCAGAUGAGAUCCAGGUCGGCUUUGGCCGCGUAGGCAAGCACUUCUGGGCCUUCCAGCUGCAGGGGGAGGACUUCACCCCUGACAUCGUCACUAUGGGCAAGUCCAUCGGCAAUGGCCACCCUGUCGCCUGUGUGGCCACCACCCAAGCUGUGUCGAGGGCCUUUGAAACCACCGGCGUGGAAUAUUUCAACACGUUUGGGGGUAGCCCUGUGUCCUGUGCAGUGGGGCUCGCUGUCCUAGAUGUUUUGGAGAAGGAACAGCUGCAGACUCAUGCUACCUGCGUGGGCAGCUUCCUGAUGGAGCUCCUCCGGCAGCAGAAGGAAAAGCACCCCAUCAUCGGGGAUGUCAGGGGCGUUGGGCUCUUCAUCGGUGUGGAUCUGGUGAAGGAUGAGGCCACGAGAACUCCAGCAACUGAAGAGGCUGACUACUUGGUAUCCAGGCUGAAGGAGAGCUACAUCUUGCUGAGCACUGACGGCCCUGGGAGGAAUGUGCUCAAGUUUAAGCCGCCAAUGUGUUUCAGCAGGGACAACGCACAGCAUGUGGUGGCAAGGCUGGACGCCAUCCUGACAGAUAUGGAAGAGACACUGAGAAGCUGUGAGACACUGAGGCCUCAAGCCUGAGCCAGCCCAGCUGCCAGGGACCCAUUCUCCAGGAUAUGCCAGAAGCUGCCCAGAGACAGGAACAGAAGACACCCUGCAACCAGGGAGAGGACCCAUCUUCAUCCAGAUUCCACUUACCUCCGCCACCGCCACCGCCGCUGCUGCCUCGGUUCCCUCGGUUGCGGUUUCCACGGCCCCCCGAGCCGUACUGCUGCUGCUGAUAGACCUCUUUGGGCUGGGCCACCUUGAUUUCACACUGAAAGUCAAGAGGACAACAGGUCAGGCCACAGGACAAGUCAGCCAGACUGCACACAGACCUUCACUGUGAUAAGCACUCAGAAGACCAGUCGGGCCCCUCUAAAAACAAAACGCAGUGGGGCAGAGCACAUCUGGGCUAGAAGCUUCUGGAACCGCAAACAAGGGCUUUUCUGAAGAAAACCUUUCCUGGAAGAACGCCCUAGGGUUAGACAUCUCAGCCCAGGACAGCAGCACACCUCAGAGUCUGAGCAGAGGGCGGACAGGCUAGCACCACUCUGAUCCUAGUGGGCUAAGAGGGCCAGAUCCUUCUUCGAUAAGCAGUAUUAAGCACCAUGGAGACUUGACCAAUUUCCCCCCAAAGAAUCUCAUCCCACUCAAACUCCUGAGACGCUGCCCUCCACCUGACAGAUGAAGCCAGCACCUGGGGUGACAGGAUCCCCCAGGCCUUCCAGGUGCCAGUGCCAGCCUGCUGUUGGGAUGGCCCAGGGGUGUGCAUCCCCCAGAGCCGCAGGCCUGUGCCCUUUUCUGCCCAUGAAGGGGCAGUGGUGGGGAUUUUCAGGUGCUUUUGCUUAAUAAACUACAGCAAUGUUAAGCAAACUUGACACACCUCCAUUAAAAACCCACUUCUGCCUUGUCUCCCCAAA
Chinchilla lanigera (long-tailed chinchilla) is the source of this 2175-nucleotide messenger RNA. RefSeq names its product 5-phosphohydroxy-L-lysine phospho-lyase (gene Phykpl). The record is from RefSeq and is a predicted model, not a curated record. Gene Ontology annotation, molecular function: transaminase activity; pyridoxal phosphate binding. Lineage: Eukaryota; Metazoa; Chordata; Mammalia; Rodentia; Chinchillidae. Gene Ontology annotation, cellular component: mitochondrion.